GUAACGUUAGCAACCACGCUGAGAGACUGGGAAGGGGGGAAGCGUUAUCGUUACAGUGAAGGAUUGCCCUCUGAGAAAAUGUCUCGAAAUACAGACCAAAUGUUUAUCUGAGACGUCAACAAGAGCCGAGUUUACUUGAGAAGCGGCGUGUCUUUAUAUCGAGCCGACUGGACAGUGAGGGAUGCCGCCAGCGUCCAGCUGUGACUGCCCCCACCUGGACUGUGUGGGGGAAGUCACAAAGGAGGAACUUAUCCAGAAAUCACAUGGCCAAUGUCAAGACUGUAAAGUCAGGGGACCAAACCUGUGGGCUUGUUUGGAGAACGGCUGUGCAUAUGUAGGCUGUGGAGAAUCCCAUGCUGACCACAGCACAGUCCAUUCCCAGGAGACGAGGCACAACCUGACGGUGAAUCUUACGACGCUUCGGGUUUGGUGCUACGCUUGCGGCAAAGAGGUUUUCCUGGAGCGUAAAUUAGGUCCUCACUCUCCAAACGCCAUCGUCGAACCUCUUCCCUUAUCGCAGAAUGACGUUCAGGAUAACAGUAAGGCCCCUGGGAGCCCAACUUCUCUGAAGCUGCCCUCUAAUGUUGGUUAUGAAGACUUGGACAUGGAGACAGAAGAGGAGGACGACCUGCGGGCCAGAGGUCUGACGGGGCUGAAGAACAUUGGCAACACUUGCUACAUGAACGCUGCCCUCCAAGCCCUUUCCAACUGCCCCCCUUUGACACAGUUUUUUCUUGAAUGUGGUGGUUUGGUAAAAACGGACAAGAAGCCUGCUCUCUGCAAAAGCUACCAGAAGCUGGUGUCAGACCUGUGGCACAAGAACAGACCCUCCUACGUCGUUCCCACCAACUUGUUCCAGGGGAUCAAAGCCAUAAACCCGAUGUUUAGAGGGUAUUCUCAGCAGGAUUCCCAGGAAUUUCUGCGCUGCUUGAUGGAUCAACUUCACGAGGAGCUGAAAGAGUCUGUGCCGGAGCCCUCCGACCUUUCCACCAGCAUCGCCAUGGACGACAGCCCCGAGGAGGACAACCACAGCCAGUCGGACAACGACUUCCAGUCCUGCGAGUCCUGCGGCAGCAGCGUGCGGGCCGACAAUGAGGUGCAGGGCGGCAGCGUCGUCAUGGACAACACCAACGAGGCAGAGAUGCUGAUUCCUGAGCAGGAUGAGAUCCAGGCCAACAGGGAGUGGCAGAAGGAGAAGAACAUGAUUAAUGAUCUGUAUCGCUCCGGGGUUAACGGCGUUAUGGGGGGAAACAACGGAGACAUCGACAAAGACGUUGACACCACCACAGACACCAUGCCCAUUAUCAGCAGCCAAGGAGCCCUCAAGGUUCAGGGCAGAACAUCAGAUUGCUUUUCGGAUAUCCAAAUGUCCAACAUCACACGACCACAAAGUCCAGUCACUAUAGAAGGACAUAUUCCCAAAAUAUCCAGCAGUCCUCUCAAAGCUACCUCCGGUUGGCUGAGCUUAAACCCUGCACACAAGAAAGCGGUCGCCACGUUCUCCCCGCCGAAGAACAAGCGACAGAGGAGAUACCGCAGCGUCAUCUCAGACGUCUUCGAUGGGACCAUUGUCAGUUCAGUUCAGUGCCUCACCUGUGAUCGGGUAUCUGUGACCCUGGAGAACUUCCAGGAUAUCUCGUUGCCCAUCCCGGGGAAGGAGGACCUGGCCAAGCUCCACUCGGCGUCCCACCAGACCUCCCUGGUGAAAGCCGGCUCCUGCGGGGAAGCUUACGCAGCUCAGGGCUGGAUAGCAUUUGUCAUGGAGUAUAUCAGAAGCUGGUUCUGGGGUCCAGUGGUUACACUACAAGACUGCCUUGCUGCUUUCUUUGCCAGAGACGAACUAAAAGGAGACAACAUGUACAGCUGUGAAAAAUGCAAAAAGUUAAGAAACGGAGUGAAAUUCUGUAAAAUGCAGAAUUUACCAGAGAUCCUGUGUAUUCACCUGAAGCGCUUUAGACACGAGCUGAUGUACUCCACCAAGAUAGGCACACACGUCUCAUUCCCGCUCGAAGGCUUGGACCUGCAGCCGUUCCUGGCCAAAGACAGCUCGGCCCAGACCACCAACUACGACCUGCUGUCCGUCAUCUGCCACCACGGCACUGCCAGCAGUGGCCACUACAUAGCGUACUGCAGGAACAGCGUGAAUAAUCUGUGGUAUGAAUUUGACGACCAAAGUGUGACCGAGGUGCCCGACUCGUGCGUCCAGAAUGCAGAGGCUUAUGUUCUGUUUUAUAAAAAGAGCAGCGAGGACGCGCUGAAAGAACGUAGGAGGGUGACGGGGUUGUUGAGCAUGAUGGAGCCCAGCCUGCUGCAGUUCUACAUCUCCAGGCAGUGGCUCAACAAAUUCAGGACCUUUGCAGAGCCGGGCCCCAUUUCCAAUGAUGACUUCCUUUGUGUUCAUGGAGGCGUGCCACCCAGCAAAGCGUCGUACAUCGACGACCUGGUGAUGAUGCUGCCCCAGAACGUGUGGGACCACCUUUACAGCAGGUACGGAGGGGGCCCUGCUGUCAACCACCUGUACGUUUGCCACACGUGCCAGAUCGAGAUAGAAAAACUGGAAAAGCGGCGCAAAUCGGAGCUGGACCUGUUUGUCCGGCUCAACAAGGCGUUCCAGGAGGAGGAGUCUCCGGUGGUCAUAUACUGCAUCAGCAUGCAGUGGUUUCGUGAGUGGGAGGGCUUUGUCAAAGGAAAAGACAAUGAUCCUCCAGGACCGAUUGAUAAUUCCAAAAUAUCCGUUAACAAGAACGGACAUUUUAUCCUCAAACAAGGAGCCGACUCCGGGCAGAUCUCUGAAGAGACGUGGAACUUUCUCCACUCCAUUUACGGUGGGGGACCUCUGGUGACGGUCCGACCAAGCGUCAGCCACCAAGAAGUCGAAUCCUCGCAGUCAGAAGAGAAAAUCGAGGUGGAGACGCGCUCAGUUUAAUACAGCACUUGAGACAAGACAAAGAAACAUUCAUGGAUACAAUAAUAAAAAGAAGCUUUUUAUUUUGCACUUUUAUUUCUGACGCAUCCAAUCAAAGGACCUCAUCUUUACUGCUAUGUGACAGCCUUUCGACGGAGGGAUUUUACAUGUCUUAAAAGGCUUGCCAUGUUGUAAAAAUAUGUAUGAAGCGCUCUUAAAUUUCUAUUAGCACUGUAUAUUUCACAUGUUGGGAUAUUUUGUUUUUUUUGUUUGUUUUUCAGGAGCAAGCAUUUAAAUUUACUGUAUGUGCAGCUACAAAUUCCUCUGAAUGCCAUAUUUCUUUUCUGUUUGUCUUGACCAAAUGAGCACAUAAUGUAUGUCCAUGUGUUGCUAAUAAUAUCGAUGAAUCACAUUAUACUUUGCUGUAAAUAUAUCACACAUUAUUCCUCUUGUAAGAAUGGUAAGGAAAGGAGAAAAUGUGACGAUAUCAAAAGGUUAUGAAGGGACUAAUUUGCCGAGUAGUCUCAGGAAUGAUUUUUGUGUUUUGCACUGUUCUGUAGACACAAAUUUGGCAUGCACUAUGCCAUGUCUAGUUUGUAUUUGAAUGUAUCAGUACUGAUAGUUUGUUGGUCAGAAUUGAGCACUUGAUUAUUUAUCACUAAAAAGAGUGAUUCAAUAUGAUGUCAAUCGUUUGUUUUUUUGUAGAAAAUAUUUGGCAGGCAGACUGUAAUGCAUGCUUAUCUCUCAAGCACAGGUUAACUUAACAGUCACAUUAAACUGUAUGUAGAUGCAACUCUUCUUGUAUAACGAGGUCCGUCUUCACAGAAUUGUACAGCUAUCAGAAGCAUCUUGUAGUAUGAAAUGAAAAUCAACAAUCUAAUUAAAGGCAUUAUUUUUGUGUAUGGGCAUGGUGUAGCUUCAAGUGCUGCCUGAUAGAUCACCUAAAUGCUGUAUUCCAAGUUUAUGCAUUUGACUAAGAUCUACCCUGAUGUUUUAUUUUGCUGGCUGACACUAUUAAAACUUGAUGCAAACAUGCUGAA
Molecule: messenger RNA, 3945 nt
Organism: Poecilia latipinna (sailfin molly)
Lineage: Eukaryota; Metazoa; Chordata; Actinopteri; Cyprinodontiformes; Poeciliidae
Gene: usp33
Product: ubiquitin specific peptidase 33
Exons: 24
Coding region: 182-2926 (914 amino acids)
Biological process (GO): protein deubiquitination
Molecular function (GO): cysteine-type deubiquitinase activity; zinc ion binding
Source: RefSeq, a predicted model, not a curated record